Messenger RNA from Cercopithifilaria johnstoni, 1134 nucleotides. The record is from the annotation of a GenBank genome assembly. NCBI's taxonomy places the organism in Eukaryota, Metazoa, Nematoda, Chromadorea, Rhabditida, Onchocercidae.
AUGAAUAUAAUUCCUGAAUUUUUGCGUCGAAUUUUGUCAAAUCGAUUGAAUCAUAAUCGGCAUGAUUUCUCAUUUGAACUUCUUCGUAGCGCUUCAAUUCAAGACCUGAAGAAAUGCGAUAAUCGUAGGCAACGGUUAAUCUGGCCAAGGCAAAUUAGUAGCCAAGAACAGUUCCAUAUCAAUGCAACAAAACUGGAAGGUGAUGAAAUGAUCGAAAUACUCGGAGAAAAUGGUGAACGAAUAAGAAAUGAUGAAACGGCCCUUUUUGGAUUUACUGAAUAUACCUCGGAUGAGUGUAACAGAAUGAAUCAAUCGACUACAGAAUCCUCGUUGAAUCGAGCAAUUGCAGAAUGCAAUAUAAUUCGUAGAAAUUCACAUUUUUCAGAAGGAAUUUUACUAAAAUGCGUAGAUUCUAAACCAUUGUAUCCAUACUUGCAUUAUGCAUUAUUCAAAAAUCCCGAUCAUGAUAUACGGAUAUCGCAAAUUGAUCAAACAAUACGUGAACUACAUAGCGGACCAAAAUUACAGUUUGGUGCAUAUGAUGAAAUUUAUGCAAUUCAAAAAAUUUCAUCAAUUGCGGGUUAUAAGUUACCAUCACAUCGACAUGCCGGAUAUAUUAUUAUACUCUUUAAACUUCUCGAUGAACAAACUAGUCACGAAAAUCUCGAAAAGUCAUGGUUAAAUUGGUCAGGUGCAAGAGAAAUUUACAAAUAUUCGCCAACAAAUUGGAAUUUGCGGCGAAUUGUAUUACAUAAAAUGCCAAUAGCAAAGAGAAAAACCUUUCAACCAUUUGCAUACGUUUUAUUUUGUGAAUUUCGAAGCAUAUUAAAUCCAUCAAAUCGUUUGCGAGCAUUAGAUAUGGUAGAACGUUUAAGAGUACGAAAUUGUGGGCAUAUAUCACUUUAUCAGGUACAGUGGUCAUAUGAGCAGAUGUCAAAUUGUGGUGAAACAUCAUCAAAUUCAGGAGAAUUGUUCUCAGUUCCAAAUGGAAGAUGGGAUCGGAAUCUGAUGCUACGCGGUUUUUCUCAAGAUGUUGAGCCAACAACUGAUCCAUCACUACUUACUAAUAAUCAUAAUAGUUCGACGGGAUAUCCAACGUUUCACAGCUAUCAUCAUUUUAACGAUUUUGGAUAA